AUCACGCAAACAGUACACAAGUUAAGUCACAUAUGAAUGUGGGGUUUUCACUUAAUCUGUUAUCCAUAACUCAGACUUAUAUAGCGUCGGAGUCCCGUGGUGGUUUAUUUUUAACUCUUUUUAACUAAACAUCGGGCCUGUUUAGCACAGAUUUACGUUUUCAAUAAUACUUUUCAAUUAUUCGUCAUUAUUACUUAGUAAUGGUCAUGGGUUUUUAAUGGCAAUUUAGUGCAGCUAACCAUCUGCUUUGGGAUUGUUUCUUCUGGUAAAAUUGGGUCGUUUAGUGCCAUCCGAGGCGUUUUACCUGCAUAAGUCGGCCAGUGGGCAAAGAGACAAGAAGCCUUAUCGUGAGAACGUGAACGGUUUAUUAUCAGCAAAUUGAUAAAAACAGUUGAUUGCGUCCUUGGAACAUUCAACUACCGUUAAGUGUUGAGCAUCCACUUGCUCAUUAUCUGUUUUUUUAACAAUUAAGAUGAGCAUAAACUUGAACAGUGUCGCAGUGCAUUUAUGCAGCCAACUACUACGCAGUAAAAAUUUGCUGGGAAGUUCUGUUAGACGGUUUUCCCUCACAAGCAAAAGUAACAUGAGGUACGUGCAAUACAAGAACAAGAAUGGCGGAAAUCAGUAUCUGGGAGCUCAAUUGUCCAUAGGAGGAGACAUUGUGGAUAUCAGCUCGGUCGAUUCGUCUAUACCCAAUAAUUUGGUGGAAUUCCUAAAACUGGGACAGUCUACCUAUGAAAAAGCCCGAAGGAUAAUCGCGGAUAGCAAAUCGAUAACGCCCAUCGCAGACGCAAUUUUCCUGCCGCCUGUGACCAAUGGCGAUAAAGUGGUUUGUGUUGGGCUUAACUACAAGGGUCACUGCGAUGAACAAAAACUCGCCUAUCCAAAGGAGCCGAUGUUUUUCAGCAAAUUCUCGUCGGUUGUUGUUGGCCCAUUCGACAAUGUGAUCAUCCCGCCCAUUACCAAUCAAGUUGAUUGGGAAGUGGAACUGGCAGUAGUGAUUGGCCGGCAAGCCAAAGCAAUCAGGCCCGAUCAAGUGCAGGAUCACAUUUUCGGAUACACAGUGGCCCAAGAUAUUAGCGCGAGAGACUGGCAAAAGUCGAGAAACAAUGGACAGUUUCUACUGGGGAAGUCGAUGGACACUUUUUGUCCGUUGGGGCCUGCAGUGGUGACGCGAAGUAAAGUCGACCCCAGUGAUUUGGCCAUUAAAAGCUGGGUGAAUGGGGUUUUGAAGCAAAGUGGCAACACUUCAGAGCUGAUUUUUAAAAUCGACUUUUUGGUUUCGUACUUAUCGCAAAUUGUCACUUUGUAUCCUGGCGAUAUUAUUCUAACAGGAACGCCAGCUGGUGUAGGCGUGCAUAGAAACCCGCAGGAAUUCCUAAAACCUGGAGAUGUCCUGGAAAGCGAAAUCGAAGGAAUUGGUAGGCUUAAAAAUACGAUAUCUGGAUGAGAUUUAUCGUUUUUGCUUCAGCAAUAAAUAUCCAUUGUUUUCCAA
Molecule: messenger RNA, 1495 nt
Organism: Dendroctonus ponderosae (mountain pine beetle)
Lineage: Eukaryota; Metazoa; Arthropoda; Insecta; Coleoptera; Curculionidae
Product: fumarylacetoacetate hydrolase domain-containing protein 2
Exons: 4
Coding region: 473-1450 (325 amino acids)
Molecular function (GO): hydro-lyase activity
Source: RefSeq, a predicted model, not a curated record